Molecule: messenger RNA, 1054 nt
Organism: Cryphonectria parasitica EP155
Lineage: Eukaryota; Fungi; Ascomycota; Sordariomycetes; Diaporthales; Cryphonectriaceae
Exons: 1
Coding region: 56-892 (278 amino acids)
Source: RefSeq, a predicted model, not a curated record
CAUCAUUCAUUUAGCGGUUGCGAACCAACCAGAUGCGAAGCAGCUCCGUGCUUUCAUGCAACUUCUCGAUCCGGAACUCCGGCGCUACAUGCUGCGUUCGCGCAGCGGAAUUCAGACCAGCGACGGACGUACGCCCCUGCAUCGCUGGGCUGCCGAUCAUGAGGAGUGGCGGAAACAAAUCUUUAGAGACGACGAAAAGAGGGACGUGAACGAGGAGCUUCGGGCAUUGUUGGAGUAUUCCAACGGCGAAGAGCUCGAUGUCUUGGAUGCGAGCGGCAAUACUCCUCUGCACACUCUCAUUAGCAGACUUGUUGAUCCGGACCUCAUCAAAAUUAUGGUUGAGGUCAAGCCUGAACUUCUCUACCGCGAGAAUGCCGUCGGACGCACGCCUGUCGAGUGCGCUCAUGACAUGUACCUCCGGGCCUGCGUGCAAAACCCGCCACAGUUCUUUCACUCCGAGCACUGGGUUGAGAAGAGAAACCCGAUCAAAGACCUACUCGAGGGCAAGCAGAUCACCAAAGAACCUUCCGUGGACCACGACCUGUUCAAGAUUGGACAAAUCUACGAGCUCGUCAACGCGUAUCUGGAAAGGUUUCCCAGCAAACGGCGCCUCGUUAGCCUGCACGAGGCUAACGAUGUCGCUAGGCGCAUCGGCGAGGAGUAUCAGGGCCAGCGAUAUGCAUGGAAGGGCCCUGGAAGUAAGACAGGGGUCAGAGCCGGCAGGGCCCCCGAAGACGAAGGCGUUCAAGGCGAGAAGGAGGGAACUGAAGACCAGUCGGAGCAGACUGAUUUCGUUAGCACAGAGCUUGGUGCUAAAGCUUACGGGGCAUGGAGGAAGCCGCAAAGAUUUGGGUCUUGGCCUGGCUCCUCUUCCAAACCCUCUGAUGAUUGAGACGGUAGGAAGGAAUACGACGUUAUGGUCGAAAGGCGCAGGAAGAGGCUUGCCAAAUGGGCGCACAGUCGGUGGGUGUAACUCUUGGUGAAAGAGAAUGUUCCCGUGAAUUUAGCUGUCUCUAGUUUAGUAGGUAUUUCCCUCAAUGAGAAUCAUGAUAAG